UCACUUCCGCCACCCCCGGCGGGGGUUAGGGCGGGGAGCGCGGGGGAGGGGGCGAGGUCCGAAGGAAGCCCGCCCGCGCCCGAACAGGGACUACAUUUCCCGAGGGGCCUCGGCGGCGGCGGCGGCAGCGGCAGCGGAGGGCGCGGCAACGUCCCCCGGAAGUGGAGCCCGGGACUUCCACUCGUGCGUGAGGCGAGCGGAGCCGGAGACACGACCAGAGGCCGAACUCGGGAUCUGACAAGAUGGCUGGGUUGCCCCGCAGGAUCAUCAAGGAAACCCAGCGUUUGCUGGCAGAACCAGUUCCUGGCAUUAAGGCAGAACCAGAUGAGAGCAACGCCCGUUAUUUCCAUGUGGUCAUUGCUGGCCCCCAGGAUUCACCCUUUGAGGGAGGGACUUUUAAACUUGAACUAUUCCUUCCAGAAGAAUACCCUAUGGCAGCCCCUAAAGUACGUUUCAUGACCAAAAUUUAUCAUCCUAAUGUAGACAAGUUGGGAAGAAUAUGUUUAGAUAUUUUGAAAGAUAAAUGGUCCCCAGCACUGCAGAUCCGCACAGUUCUGCUAUCGAUCCAGGCUUUGUUAAGUGCUCCCAAUCCAGAUGAUCCAUUAGCAAAUGAUGUAGCGGAGCAGUGGAAGACCAACGAAGCCCAAGCCAUAGAAACAGCUAGAGCAUGGACUAGGCUAUAUGCCAUGAAUAAUAUUUAAAUCGAUCUGAUCAAGUGUGCAUCACUUCUCCUGUUCUGCCAAGACUUCUUCCUUUUUUGUUUGCAUUUAAUGGACACAGUCUUAGAAACAUUACAGAAUAAAAGCCCAGACAUCUUCAGUCCUUUGGUGAUUAAAUGCACAUUAGCAAAUCUAUGUCUUGUCCUGAUUCACUAUUGUAAAGCAUGAGCAGAGGCUAGAAGUAUCAUCUGGAUUGUUGUGAAAACGUUUAAAAGCAGUUGCCACUCUCUGCUUUUAUUCAUUUCCCCCAUCAUGGUUUAAGUAUAAAGCACUGUGAAUGAAGGUAGUUGUCAAGGUUAGCUGCAGGGGUGUGGGUGUUUUUAUUUUAUUUUAUUGUUUUGAGGGGGGAGGUAGUUUUAUUUUAAUUUUAUGGUUCCUUUCCCCCUUUUUAUGGUGAUCUAAUUGCAUUGGUUAAAAGCAGCUAACCAGUUCUUUAGAUAUGCUCUCUAGCCAAGUCUAACUUUAUUUAGAUGCUGUAGAUGGACAAGCUUGAUUGUUUGAACCAAAAUGGGAAUAUUAAACAAACAUCACAGCCCUCACUAAUAACAUUGUGACUUUGCUGUCAAGUGUAGAUUCCCCCCUUCAAAAAAGCUUGUGACCAUUUUGUAUGGCUUGUCUGGAAACUUCUGUAAAUCUAUGUUUUAGUAAAAUAUUUUUUUGUUAUUCUACUUUGCCUUUUGUACAGUUUAUUUUACUGUGUUUAUUUCAUUUCCCAAUAUGACAAUCGUAUUUAAAAAUUAAAACUCUGGAUCAUUCUGUGUUGGUCUUCACCAUCUGACAAAUGGAAUUGCAAGAGGUGGAUUUUGCCAGUUUCUUUUCACUGAUGCAAAUUUGUGUUAAGAUAUUACUGAAUGGAGUAUUUAUAAACUGCCCCUGAGCAUGCAUAAAACAUCAGUAUCUGAUGACCUUUUUUUUUUUUUUUACCUCCUAGAAAUUUGAAAUUGUUUGUGUUGUCUGAUUAGUUAGAUGAUCAUUGUUGCCACAGUGUUUGAAAAUUAUUGUAUAGGACAGUCAGCAAAAAAAGCAGUUUUGACUGAUGUGUAGGACUUCACGUUGUGCCACAUUUUCGCCUCAAAUUUGGGUUAUGACCUUUUUCUUGGUUCUUGUCUGAAAACUUCAUGUGUAACCACUGGUGUGUGUUGUCACUGAUCUGAUAAUCAUUUGGGGUUUGCUGAUGCAUUUGUGAGUCUUCCUCAUAGACCUGUUGACCAAAUCUCAAGCAGCCAGCUUGCAUAAGUGUCAUCAGGAGCAUCAAAUCCUCACCCAGUUAAUGAUUUUUGCUUCCAUCCCCCUAGUAUUUGCGAUGAGACCUCCCUUUAUUUUUUAAUUUGGUAUUCAGUAACGUUUUUCUUCAUUGACAGAGUUCCUGUCCUCACAAAACUGUUUCCCACAUCUCUCCACAGCCUUCCUGACUCUUGUUAUUUUUAAGUCAUAAAUGUAGCCAGUCAAAAAUAUGUAACUGUUAACCUUUGGGUUGGAAUCUGUGUCUCUUGCAGUUUAAGGUAAUGGAUAUUGUAGCCCACCUGAAUUUUCCUCACUCUUAUUCUCGUAACUUCUGGAGUUUCUUCAGAACGUGGUGUAUUUUAUUGUGCUCCUAUGUAAGAUGAAGAAUAAUCUAUUAAAAUUACAUUUUCAACAUACAAAAGCUUUUGAUGACUGGUAACUGGUAUCCUUCCAAGUAAAUGCAUUGCUUGAUAACAAAUGUUAGUUUAAUUCAAAAUAAAAUUGUUAAUAACCCUAAUAUUAUAAAUUUUAAAACUAUUAACAGUAGUUGUCAUAACAAUUCUUUGGCUGUUUAGAGGGCAUCUUUGACUAUAGCUGAUGAAACAAAAUCCCACUCUAAAAAAAUGAACUCCACAAUACUUGAAGCAGUUAAAUAGAGGUCAGCAUUAUUUACUGCAGGAAACACUGCUUAUGGUUAUAGCUAGUGUUACAUAGUGAUUUACAAAUCAUGAAAUUCCAGAUUUAAGUCUAUUGUACUACAGAAAUUUAAUGUAGGAUUCUGUUGACUGUUGAAUUUGUGAGUCAUAGAAUUAUAGAAGUGGAAUAAGUUACUUCAUCUCAAAUAUAUGAAUUCCUAAUUUCAUGGCAUCACAUUUUUUCCCUUUGGUUUUGAUAAGAGUUCCCAUAAUUUUGAUAAGACUUGCUUUCUCAACCAGUGGGAUGGAACAACUUGCCAGUGUGUUGACUGAGCUUUCUUGCCUCUGGGAGAGGCCAAGGCCAAGGCCAAGGCCAAGGUUGAAAACUGGCAGCUACCUCUGGUCUGCGGGCCUGCUUUCCUUUGACCACACAGUAUGGUUGAUUAAAAUAUUUCGAAUUUGAUGCAAACAUUUAAAAAAUUUGGGAGAUUCACAUGAAAAUCCAGAAUUCUGGUGACUUUUGGAUGGUAUGAAGAUCUGGCAGUUGUGGACCUGACCCACCUUUAUGCAUGGCACCUACUGGGAAGAGCUGAGUAGCAGCUACCCUAGGAAGAGCAUGCCUCUUACCUAGUCUCUCUCCAGUUGGCUGAAGUCCCCUCCCAGCCCACCUGCUCCUUUAUAUAGUUCUGUUCCCUUGUAAGCCUUUUGACUUUGUAGCCAUCAAGCUAAAGGAAACAGUUCAUUUACUCUACAAAUAAAAAUGUUUAAUGUGUGCCUACUACUUGUUGGGGAUGAUUAGGUGAAUGAAUGGCAUGGGGCUUUCCCUUGGGGUCCUUAUACUCUAAUGGAGGAGGAGGACACAUACAAAUAGUUGCAACUCUGUCAUGGAUAAGUCUCAUGUACUUGGAGAGGCUGCUCUUCUGGAUUCAAGUCACAUGAACAGAGCAAGUGCAAAGCCCUGGGAGAGAAGAGAAGAAUCUGAACAUAUUGAUAAGUGGCUUCUUGAAAAUCAACUCUGCCCAGAGGCUUUUUUGAAAUCUUGAGGUGUUGUCAAGCUUUAUGUUUUGUAUUUGAUUUGUUGUAGUCUCAUUUGCUGUGAUUUGCUUCCUCACUAAUUAGCCUUGGUCUUCUCAGAGGCUGCUUAAUAAGAUCUUAGAUCUGAAGUAUAUGGAACUUAUUAAACUUUGCUCUAGACUGAGAAUGUACUUGUAAAACAAUUUCAAAAGUACCAUUUAAAAAUAAGAUUAAAUACAAAUCAAUAUAUAAAAGCCACUGGUGCUGUGGUUUAGCACUGUUUUAAGGAAAAUGGGGAAGGUAAUUUGGUGUCCUACGACAUUAAAAUACAGUUAGCUAAAUGGAAAUAAAUGGUGUCAUAGGAACAAUAGAAUUGGCUUUAUUUUUCUAUUUGAUGGUUCAGGAAUCUUUUUUGGCUACUUUAGCCACAUCAAUUUUUGUUAGUUGCAGUAGCAGAGGUUUAAAAUACAACCUUAUCUAGAAAAGCUGGCUCCCAAUUCCCCCAAAAAAGACAAUGUCAUGAUCAUAGGGUACCUAAUUCAUCGAUCUGUUAUGAAAAAUGUAAUAUUUCAUUGGAAUAAUGUACUUUUGGACUGGGGGCAACAUUUCAUUUAGCUAUUUAGCAUGCUGCCUAUCUUAAGGAAUUAUAUCAGGUUUUAUAUUUCAAAUGACAAUGAACACAAGCAAAACAUGUUGAAUGUAAUAAUUUGAAAGUAUAAAUAAUAAAAAUCUAUAAUCCACCA
Molecule: messenger RNA, 4335 nt
Organism: Galeopterus variegatus (Sunda flying lemur)
Lineage: Eukaryota; Metazoa; Chordata; Mammalia; Dermoptera; Cynocephalidae
Gene: UBE2N
Product: ubiquitin-conjugating enzyme E2N
Exons: 4
Coding region: 243-701 (152 amino acids)
Source: RefSeq, a predicted model, not a curated record